Molecule: messenger RNA, 2406 nt
Organism: Dromiciops gliroides (monito del monte)
Lineage: Eukaryota; Metazoa; Chordata; Mammalia; Microbiotheria; Microbiotheriidae
Gene: BSPRY
Product: B-box and SPRY domain containing
Exons: 6
Coding region: 46-1371 (441 amino acids)
Molecular function (GO): protein binding
Source: RefSeq, a predicted model, not a curated record
CCCAGUAUCACUGGGCUCGGCCCGAAUCCCACAGCUAGGGGAGGAAUGGGGCGGUCCCGAGCCCGGGCUCUAGGACGGGGCGGGCCGUGGGCACUGGGCCCGAGCCCCGCCCUCCCUCCGCCCUUGCCACCUGAGACAGGUGGAGCUGCCGGAGUGGCUGCGGGAGUCAUGUCCCAGAAGGAGCCGGACCUGGAGCUCCUGCCCCCGGCCGGGUCGGCGCCGCGAUGUCCCGAGCACGCCCAGGAGCUGAAAUGGUUCUGCAGCGCCGAGCGGCGGCUCGUGUGCGCGGGCUGCAGGGGGCCGGGGGGCCGGUGCCGCGAACACCACGUCCGGAGGGCCGAGGAGCGGGCGGAGGAGCUGAGGAACAAGAUAGUGGAUCAGUGUGAGAAGCUGCAGCUACAGAGCGCUGGCAUCACCAAAUACAUGGCCGAAGUCUUGCCUCGGAAAAACCAAAACACAGCGACCAUGGCCAGUGGGGCCCGUGAGGUGGUGAUCCAGCGGCUGGGCCUGGUGAGGAAUGUGUGUGAGAGCGAGGAGCAGCGGCUGCUGGAGCAGGUACACGCUGAGGAGGAGCGAGCCCACCAGAGCAUCCUGACCCAGCGGUCCCAUUGGACGGAGGCCUUACAGAAGCUCGGCACCAUCCGCACCAAGCUAGUGGACAUGCUCACUGAUCUUGAUGACCACAGCCUUAUUCAAUCAGAGCGGGAGAUUUUUGAGAGGACUGAGGAAGCUGAGGGAAUCUUGGAUCCCCAGGAAUCUGAGAAGUUAAAUUUUAAUCAGAAAUGUGUGCGGAGCCCAUUACUAACCCAGCUCUGGGCAUCAGCCGUUCUCUGCUGCCUCUCAGGUACCGAGGACAUUCGUGUGGAUGAGAGGACCAUCAGUCCCUUUCUCCAGCUGUCAGAGGACAGGAAGACCCUGACCUUCAACCCCAAGAAGUCCAAAGGCUAUGCAGAUAGCCCAGAACGCUUUGACCACUGGCCCAAUGCCCUGGCCUCAACCUCCUUCCAGAGUGGGCUUCAUGCCUGGAUGGUGCAUGUAGAGAACAGCUGUGCUUAUAAGGUGGGAGUCUCCUCAAGCCAGCUGCCUCGCAAGGGGGCUGGCAGUGACACCCGCCUUGGCCACAAUGCUUUCUCCUGGGUUUUCUCCCGGUAUGACCAGGAGUUUCGGUUCCUGCACUGUGGCCAGCCCCAGCCUUUGGCACUCUUACGCUGUCCAGACCGCAUUGGGGUGCUGUUGGACUUGGCAGCGGGUGAGCUGUUGUUCUAUGAGCCCACCUCGGGUACCCUCUUAUGCUCCUACCACACCCAGUUUGAGGGCCCCAUCUUUCCCGUCUUUGCUGUGGCUGACCAGAAUAUCUCCAUUGUUCAGUGAUGGGCUUCUUUCACCAUGCUUAUAGGGUUCCCUCCCCAACCCACCCUCAACAUCGUGGUGCCAGGUUUCCCCAUUGUGCAUGCCCAGCAGCCAUCACCUUUGGCAGAUACUGGUGGGAAGAUGGGGCUGAGGUGGGUUUCCAAUCUGGGUUCCUACCUUUCAGGUACUGGGUGUUGGUGAGGAGCCUACCCUCACCACUCUGGGACACAGGUCUCUUUCCUAUCAUCCAUUCUUAAAGUACCUGAUAUGGGAGGACGGGGAAAAGUGAUCAAGGGAAGCAGUGGAAAGAAUGAUUGGACGGGGAGUCAAAUGCCUGGGUUCUGGUAUCAGCUCUGCCACUAACUCUUGGUGAAAUGUUGAACGAGUUGUUUGAUCUCUUUAAGCAUCAGUUUCCUCAUCUGUAGGGUAGAGGAGCUGAGAUGAUCAUUAGCUCUCACAUUCGGUGUACACAGUUCACUGUUUUUUUUUUCUUUCUUUCUUUCUUUUUUUUUAGUGAGGCAAUUGGGGUUAAGUGACUUGCCCAGGGACACACAGCUACACAGCUCACUGGUAAUUACCGUUUCUGGUUCCUCGGCAGUGACAGCUUGUGACUGCUAGGUCUCUGUUUAUAACUCCUUUUCUUCUGUUCAGGGACUCACCAGGGUCUACUUUCUCACCCGUUGGAUACAGGGUACACUCCUUGGAGCCCUGCAUCCUAGGCUCAAUUAGGUAGGCUCUCCUGCCAGGUGCUAAUUUUAGCUGGAGUCCUUGGCCAGUCCUGCUAAGGGUUGCUGGUAGCUGAUGGCCUAACCCAGCCUGAUAGACAGAUAGAUGUCUCUUGCCUUUCACCUCCUCCUGACUCAGCAGUACUCAUUCUCUAAGACUAGGGUUUGGGCACAUGAAUAAGGAGUUUGAGAGGGGAAGGAGAGGAAGCGUGAAUACUUCAUGGCAGGGCAGGCUCCUAAGGAGGUGCCUGGAUGUGGAAAACAUUUAAAUUAUUAAAAAGUUUUGGAAAAAAAGUCAAAUUUCAUACUUUCUUCUGUCCUUUGCCGAGUA